This is a messenger RNA of Miscanthus lutarioriparius, 2334 nucleotides long. The record is from the annotation of a GenBank genome assembly. Lineage: Eukaryota; Viridiplantae; Streptophyta; Magnoliopsida; Poales; Poaceae.
AUGGAUUUUCGCAGCGUCAGAUGGAGGAAGGCUCUGCCGCUGUGCCUAGCUCUUGUGGCUCUGCAAGCAUGCCUCCCUGCUCGCGCGGCGGCUCCGAAGACUUACAUCGUCCAGAUGGCCUCGUCUGAGAUGCCGAGCUCGUUCGAUUUCCACCACGAAUGGUACGCAUCCACUGUGAAAACCGUGAGCUCUGUGCAGCUGGAAGGAGACGCGGGCGACCCGUACUCGAGGAUCGUCUACAACUACGGGACGGCGUUCCAUGGCUUCGCGGCGAAGCUAGACGAGGACGAGGCCGAGCGGAUGGCCGAGGCUGACGGCGUGGUGACCGUGCUUCCGGAGACGGUCUUGCGGCUGCACACCACCAGGAGCCCGGACUUCCUGGGCAUCAGCCCGGAGAUCAGCAACAGCAUAUGGUCUGCCGGCCUGGCCGACCACGACGUCGUCGUCGGCGUGCUCGACACCGGCAUCUGGCCUGAGAGCCCCAGCUUUAGCGACAAGGGCCUCGGCCCUGUGCCGGCCAAGUGGAAGGGCCUGUGCCAGACCGGCCGCGGCUUCACCAUAGCCAACUGCAACCGCAAGAUCAUCGGCGCGCGCAUCUUCUACAACGGCUACGAGGCCUCCUCGGGCCCCAUCAACGAGACGGCAGAGCUCAAGUCUCCGCGGGACCAGGACGGCCACGGCACGCACACCGCGGCCACCGCCGCGGGCGCGCCCGUGCCGGACGCCAGCCUCUUCGGCUACGCCAGCGGCGUCGCCCGUGGCAUGGCGCCCCGCGCCCGCGUCGCGGCGUACAAGGUGUGCUGGGCGGGGGGCUGCUUCAGCUCUGACAUCCUGGCGGCCGUCGACCGCGCCGUGGCGGACGGCGUCGACGUGCUCUCCAUCUCCCUAGGCGGCGGCUCGUCCCCCUACUUCCGCGAUAGCCUGGCCAUCGCGUCGUUCGGUGCCAUGCAGAUGGGUGUGUUCGUCGCCUGCUCAGGCGGCAACGCCGGCCCGGACCCCAUAAGCCUCACCAACCUGUCGCCGUGGAUAACCACGGUGGGCGCGAGCACCAUGGACCGGGACUUCCCGGCCACGGUGACGCUCGGCAACGGCGCAAACAUCACCGGCGUUUCACUCUACAAAGGCCGGCGAAAUCUUUCAUCCAAGGAGCAGUAUCCGCUGGUCUACAUGGGCGGCAACUCGAGCAUCCCUGACCCCAGGUCCCUGUGCCUGGAGGGGACACUCCAGCCCCACGAAGUCGCUGGAAAGAUUGUGAUUUGCGACCGCGGCAUUAGUCCUCGGGUGCAGAAGGGUCAGGUUGUCAAGAACGCCGGUGGCAUGGGCAUGAUACUCGCCAACACACCGGCAAACGGCGAGGAGCUUGUCGCCGACAGCCACCUCCUGCCUGCGGUGGCCGUUGGGCAGUCUGAAGGCAUUGCCGCCAAGAAGUACAGCAAAACCGCCCCAAAACCAACCGCGACGCUCAGCUUCGACGGGACGAAGCUUGGGAUCCGCCCAUCGCCAGUCGUCGCCGCGUUCUCGUCCCGGGGACCGAACUUCCUGACCCUGGAGAUCCUCAAGCCGGAUGUCAUCGCGCCCGGCGUGAACAUCUUGGCGGCAUGGAGCGGCGACGCCAGCCCGUCGAGCUUGUCCAGCGACCGCCGGCGGGUCGGGUUCAACAUCCUGUCGGGGACGUCCAUGUCGUGCCCGCACGUCGCCGGCGUGGCUGCGCUGAUCAAGGCAAGCCACCCGGACUGGAGCCCCGCGAAGAUCAAGUCCGCGCUGAUGACCACCGCGUACGUCCACGACAACACGUACCGGUCGCUGAAGGACGCGGCCACCGGCAAGGCGUCCACGCCGUUCGAUCACGGAGCUGGGCACAUACACCCGCUGCGCGCUCUCAACCCUGGCCUGGUCUACGAAAUCGGCCAGGACGACUACCUCGAGUUCCUCUGCGUGGAGAACCUGACGCCGUUGCAGCUCAGGUCAUUCACCAAGAACUCGAGCAAGACAUGCAAGCACACCUUCAGCUCGCCGGGUGACUUGAAUUAUCCGGCCAUCUCCGCGGUCUUCGCGGAGCAGCCAUCUGCUGCGCUGACGGUGCGUCGCACCGUGACGAACGUUGGUCCGCCAUCUUCGACUUACCAUGUCAAGGUUACAGAGUUCAAAGGCGCAGACAUUGUCGUCGAACCAAGCACCCUGCAUUUCACAAGCUCGAAUCAGAAGCUGACCUACAAGGUGACGAUGACAACCAAGGCUACCCAGAAGACACCGGAGUUCGGAGCGCUGUCCUGGAGCGACGGCGUCCACAUCGUCCGGAGCCCCCUCGUCCUCACAUGGCUGCCACCAAUGUGA